Molecule: messenger RNA, 1044 nt
Organism: Aspergillus fischeri NRRL 181
Lineage: Eukaryota; Fungi; Ascomycota; Eurotiomycetes; Eurotiales; Aspergillaceae
Exons: 2
Coding region: 1-1044 (347 amino acids)
Source: RefSeq, a predicted model, not a curated record
AUGUCAGUCCGAAAACUGGAGCGGAAAAGCGGCCAGGUCUACGAAGAACAGGCUAUGGCUCCUGGUUUAUCAUACUCUAUGGGCCCAUCUUGGGUUCAUGAAAGCCCAUUCUGCACCGCGGAGCACGAUGCAAGACACCAGAAGGGCGCACCCGCUUUGAAGGAGUUGUACCCCGCCGAAUUUCGGGGUGUUGCGAAAUACCGAUCCAUGAAAGUCAAGUGGCCCCAGAUGCCAUUGCGAGAAUACUGGAGCGUAGUCAAGAGCGAUACUCUUAGCUGGCGCUUGGUCUUGACUCUGUCACCCUCGUUUGGGCGGGUACCAGAGCUCGUGGAGAUUGCUGAUAUUAAGAAUCUCGUUGCGCUGGAGAUCGCUACGCCACUGCAGGUAAUGCCGAUGCUAGACAGCUCGGAACCACAUAUCGCUGGGCUGAACGAUCGAAUCGCACGAACGUGGAGUGAGCUGGUGGAGACGUCAGGAGCAUUUACCCACCUUCGCAUCCUCAGAUUGUACUGCCAACCAGACCUUACACCGGUGGGGAUGCGGUACCUCAGUGGUCUUCCAGGAUUGCGUCUUAUAAUCGCCCAUGGAUGCCCUAAUCUCAAAUCCUUCCUUCAAGGCGAAAGCCUGGACAAAGAUCGGUGGGAGGUGACAACAAUACCACAGUUUGUGGUCAAAAAAUCCGAUCAACUGGAAGGAUCAGAGCCUCUAACACUCUAUGAAUGCUAUCAGACAAGCUUUCAUGACAGCAGUGAUGGACACGCGAUAGAAGACGGCAUUCUAGACCGAGGCAGCCCUGUUUUGGACUUUCGCAUCGUCCCAGAAGGCAGUCAAGGCUUGGGCAAAAGAGGCUGCAGUUCAUCUACGAUAUACUUCCAACGCAGAAAAGCCUCUGGGCCUAGACCUCCAGAACCACCACAAAAGAAGCUGAAGAUGACAGGUCAAUCGCCAGAAGAGACGUCACGGCCGAGAUCUGGAUCCAGAAAGCCAGUGAUGAGAGAGCGAAAUCCGAGAGAUCUCCGAGACGUCUUAGGUGACUUUCUUUAA